This is a messenger RNA of Andrographis paniculata, 1326 nucleotides long. RefSeq names its product transcription repressor MYB5-like. Lineage: Eukaryota; Viridiplantae; Streptophyta; Magnoliopsida; Lamiales; Acanthaceae. The transcript has 2 exons. The record is from RefSeq and is a predicted model, not a curated record. Bases 163 to 924 code for a protein of 253 amino acids.
UAUUUAAUUAAAUGUUUAUUUUGUAAUCGGACGCCGAGUAAAAUAAAUACGCAAUUACACAAAAAUUAAUUAAAAGAAUCCAAUUCAAACACAUUAAAUGCCAAUCCAACUAUAAAGAGAAAGAGAAAGAGAAAUAGUGGAGGCCAUCUCUAGCUAGGGAAGAUGAAGGCGGUGGCGGCGGGGCAAAUAAAGAGGGGGCCGUGGACGGCGGAGGAGGACGAGGUGCUGGCGAAUUACAUAAAGAGAGAAGGUGAGGGGAGGUGGCGGACGCUGGCGAGAGAGGCGGGGCUCCGGCGGUGCGGGAAGAGCUGCCGCCUCCGGUGGAUGAAUUACCUCCGGCCUUCCGUCAAGCGCGGCGGCAUCUCCGCCCACGAAGAAGACCUCAUCCUCCGCCUCCACCGCCUCCUCGGCAACAGAUGGUCUCUGAUAGCGGGAAGAAUUCCCGGGAGGACAGACAACGAAAUAAAAAACUAUUGGAACACGCAUCUUAAGAAGAAAUUAAUUCGACAAGGGAUCGAUCCCAAAACUCACAAACCCUUACAAAACCCUAAUUCCGAACCCUCAACCAUCGAUCUUCAAAACAAUUACAACCUCAUCAAUUCUUCCUCCUCGGAUCGCCAAUUCUUGCCAUGUCCCGGCUCCUCAUCCUCGAUUUCCGACUCCAAUAAUAAUGUCCCAUUUCCCCUAAACCAUGUAAUGAUUGGGAGCACAAGAGAUGGAGAAAUCUAUAGCUACGCGCAAUAUUUCUUCGAUCAUCAUCAUCAAAAUGAUGAGAAUGGAUCGAAAAGAUUGGAAAUCUCCGAGGAUAGCGAGGAAGGAAUGAUCAGCCACGACGAUGUGUUCUCCUCGUUCUUCGAUUCUUUGAUUAACGACGAAAUGUUCGUGAACCAACAGCAUCAAGAUCAGCAAGAGCACGGGAAUUGAAGUACACUUCGAAUAUUACGUUAUUGUUAUUUGAUGUUCAUCCUUUUUCAUGUAAUGAGAAAUUUAUUUGCAUUCAUCUGAAUCAAGAUUGGAUUGUUGAUUCUCCCAUAUGGCUAAUGAGCAAAUUAUGAAGCGAUAGACUUUGGAGAUUAGGUCAUUUUGGUUUGAAUUUCAUCUUCUUUACUAUUUAAUUCCCAUAGUUUUUAAUAAAAAUAUUGUCUCUACCGGUCGGUUAAUUUGUCCACUUUAGUUGGACACGGAGUUUUAUGUAUUAUGUAAUUAAUAAUUUGUCUACUUUAGUUGGGGCACAAAAUUUUAAGUAUUAUGUAAUUAAUAAUUUGUUUGUUUUAGCUAGGGCACAAAUUUGUAAGUACUCACUCCGUCUCAUAUCUAUAUAUCAAU